This is a messenger RNA of Postia placenta MAD-698-R-SB12, 1352 nucleotides long. RefSeq lists its product as hypothetical. Gene Ontology annotation, molecular function: RNA binding. The coding region runs from base 24 to 1121 and encodes 365 amino acids. The transcript is spliced from 5 exons. NCBI's taxonomy places the organism in Eukaryota, Fungi, Basidiomycota, Agaricomycetes, Polyporales, Adustoporiaceae. The record is from RefSeq and is a predicted model, not a curated record.
ACCCAUCCUCGCACAACACCCCAAUGGCCGCCAGUUUCAUCGGAAAGCCCAUUUCUCUUAUUUCUCAUUCAGAUGUACGAUACAGAGGGAUCCUCGCGGGCAUCGACCCCGCCGCGUCGACCAUUCAGUUGUCUAAUGUCUACUCGAUGGGUACAGAGUCGCGACGCCCGCCAGAUCAGUUCAUUCCCCCAGUACAGGAACCAUAUGCCUACAUUAUUUUCCGCGCAUCCGAAGUGAAGGAUCUUGCUGUCGACGAGCCACAACCAGUACGACGGAACGUUCACGAUGAUCCAGCUGUCCUCGGAGCUUCGGCACCCAUGGCGAACACUGCUGCAUAUCCGCCAUAUCAGCAACCUUACCAGACGCAAUCUUCGGUGCCGCAGCAGCCACCUGUACCAGCACAGCAACGGCAGCAGCCUUAUCCCCCCCGUCAACCGUCUGCGCAGCCUUCUACCUCCCCCCAACCUGGCUCUGCGGCGGCCACUCAAACACAGCAGCAAACAUCGCCUGCCACGACCAGUCGGAAUGGUCGCAACAACUCUGUACACACUGCGACAGCUUCUCUGGAAACUGUCGAGCGCGCCCUUGGCGAUCUGCGCGUGACCAAUGGAACCGUAAAUGGUAAUUCAGCUCCUCGCGCUGGCGGUCGUCGUGGUCGUGGCCAGGAGCCCAAAACUAGUGAUCUGCGUGUACCUACGACAGACUUUGACUUCCAGAGUUCAAACGCACGCUUUGACAAGGCUGCGUUGUCGCCACGUGGGACACCUAAGAUCGAUGGAGUGGAGGCGGGUGAGAAGACCAAGGACGACGCUGGUAAGGAGAAGGCAGGGGAUGCUAAGGAUGACCCCGCGUACAAUCCGAAGAAGUCGUUUUUCGACUCGCUAUCGACGGGCAGUAACGGUCCCUCAGCGGAUGCGCGUGGGGGGCGCGGAGGUCGUCGUGGUGGGGGCAGAAACCGGCGGGAAGAGGAGCGGGAGCGGAAUGUCGCGACGUUUGGCGAGCCUGGUGGGGUGGGUCUUAUGGGCCCCGGCGCGUAUGUCGGGGGAUGGGGCGGAUAUGGCAGGCGGAGCGGGGGUGGAAGAGGCCGGCGAGGUGCUGUUGCGGGUGCGGUCGCUCGCUGAGGGCUUUGGUGAUCAUCUCGGACUCUCUUUUCUGGCAUAGUGCAUGAGCUCUACUGAGUGUCUUUUGUGAGGCACUGUUUGUGGUGCGGCUAUCAUAUCUUCGAGCUCUUUGUCAUCACUCAUUCUGUCCUAUCCGUCGCGGCUGAUUUUCUUUCGCAAUGAUCAUGAUCCUGCAUGUUUACAGCGAUGUAUGCGCGUAAUAACGGAAGCAUGUUAGGCGUGGUCGCUCCC